UAUUACUUCCAUUCCUUCUCUUAAGAGUGCCAUUUAUUCUAAUCAAAAUAUUUUCCCAAUAACUUCUCACAUUUUUUUAUCACGCUCCCUCGAUAAGAUAAUACUUAUUAAAAAAGUCAAAGAGCGAAGCAAAUGAACGCUUUUCGUACUGAACAAAUAUUAGUUACGCUGGACUUCUAAGGCCGAACGGUCGCUCCCUCGGCAAAACAAAAUAUUAGAACAGCGAUCGGAAAAUUGCACAUGUUGUUAUAAAAAUGACGUCACUGCGCGAAAAGGCGUUCUUGUGGAUAUGUUUGUUUUUUCUAGUGGGAAGGAUCUCCAACUCGGAUGCAGACUCAAUUGACGAUCAGUGCAUGCACGCGGACAGCUGCGAAAGAUGUUUAUCCGCUCACAUGGAAUGCGCUUGGUGCACGGACAAGAAAUACAAAGAUGCAUAUCGCUGUCUCUCUCGCCGGCUACUACUUACCAAUAACUGCAGUGAGACGUAUAUAUAUGAGAACCAGCCGGUCCUCGAUGUCCUUCAGGAUAAGCCCCUAAAGGACUACGAAACCAGGGAUCAGGCUGUUCAAGUGACACCCCAGCGGGCAUAUCUUAGAUUGGUCAAGGAAAACACGCAAAGAAUCAAGCUGAGCUACAGAGCUGCACGCAACAAUCCACUCGAUUUGUACGUUUUGAUGGAUCUAACCUGGACAAUGAGGGACGACAAGGAAACGCUGGAGGAGUUGGGAGCCCAGCUCAGCCAGACGCUAAAAAACUUGACUGCAAACUACAGACUGGGCUUUGGUUCCUUCGCGGAUAAGCCAACUGUACCCAUGAUUCUGCCACAGCAUAGGGAAAAUCCCUGUGCUGGGGAGCAGGCCAAGUGUGAACCAACCUACGGAUACAGACAUCAGCUAUCACUAACCGAUGAUAUCCCAGCAUUUACCGCGGCCGUGGCAAAUAGCAAGAUCACGGGAAACUUGGAUAACCUCGAAGGCGGCUUGGACGCUCUAAUGCAGGUCAUAGUGUGCACCAAGGAAAUCGGCUGGAAGGAACAAGCGCGGAAGGUGGUGAUCCUGGUAACCGAUGGCUUUAUGCAUUUGGCGGGAGACGGGCUUCUAGCAGGCAUCAUCCAACGCAAUGAUAAGCAGUGUCACCUGAAUAAAGCAGGGGAAUACACGGGCUCCUUGGACUACGACUACCCCUCGCUGGAGGAAAUCUAUCGGGAGCUGCUUCGCCGAAAGAUUAAUGUGAUCUUUGCUGUCACCCAGGAGGUGGUGAGCAGCUAUAUGGAACUCAGUGCCCUAAUGAAGGAAAUCAGCUAUGUGGACAUCCUGAGUGCUGAUUCCUCCAACAUAUUGGAGCUAAUCAAAAAGAGCUUUGCGAGUCUGAUUAAACGCACUCAGUUCGCCGAUAAUAGCCCGGAUUUUAUUGACAUGGUUUAUUAUACGGAUUGCGGUGGUCAGUUUCCGAGCUUGCAAAAGCGGAAUUACUGCAAUAACGUCAGUCUGGGCAAGCAGAUUGAUUUCUACGUGGACGUCACCCUGAAGAAACAUCCCGAUAAUCAGGUUUAUACCCACAAAAUCCGCGUGGAGGAAACAUCCUUGAGCGAGUUCAUGGACUUGGAUGUGGAGCUUCAGCGUCCGUGUCCCUGCCAGGAUACUCCGGAUCCGAGGAAAGAGGAAGGCCGAUCCCUGUGCGAUAAUAAUGGCUAUUUAUACUGCGGAAUGUGCAGUUGCGACGACGGGUGGACCGGGACCUACUGCAAAUGUCCCACGGACGCCACAAAUGUCACCAGCAAUGAAGCUCUGCUCCAGAAAUGCCGUCAAACGCUGUCGGAUAAAUCCACUUCCGAAUUGGUUUGCUCCAAUCACGGGGACUGUGACUGUGGCAAAUGCCUGUGUGAUCCUGGAUACAAGGGUACUUUCUGCGAGUGUCGCGAGUGCCUGGACUGCGAUGAAAAGUUGGCAGAUUGUUCCUGCGGCCAGUGCGUUUGCAAGUACGGAUGGUCCGGUACCAAAUGCAACUGCGAUGGGGCCACCGUUGCCUGUGUGGGACCCACGGGCGAAAUAUGCUCGGAAAGAGGCACCUGCGAGUGCGAGGAGUGCCAGUGUGAGAAGCCGUACUUGGGAAAAUUCUGUGAAAUCGAUCCGGAAAAGGACAACAAGCUGUGUUUGUUCUAUGAGCCCUGUGUUACCUGUCUGAUCAAACAAAAACAGGGAAUGGGCGCUUGCGAAAACCUAACGCAUAUAUGUAGCAGCUUGGAUAGACAAGAAACCUAUUCGUACAACUUUGUCCACGAGUUGGAUCCCGAGCAGAAUCAAUGCUUGGUGAGAAUGGUGAACAAGCACGGCAUCCAAUGCGACAGCUUCUUCGCCUAUCAGGUCAUCGACCACUCAAACUUAUUGAUCAUCCAAGCGGUUGAUUGCGAGCCCACGGAUAAAGUUGCCCUGUUGGGCUAUAUAUCGGCAUUUACUCUGCUGGUUGGACUUUUGACCAUUUUGCUAGUUCUGUGGUACAUUCGAGCCAAGGAUGCCAGGGAAUUUGCCAGGUUCGAGGAAGAUCAGAAGAACAGUGUCCGACAGGAGAAUCCCCUUUACAGGGAUCCAGUGGGAAGAUAUGAAGUGCCCAAGGCGCUAAGUGUAAAGUAUGAUGAGAAUCCUUUCGCAAGUUAACUUCAAUCUUUGCUUAAAAUUUAAGUUAUACUGGUUGUGUUUCUUUUUGGUCAUCAUUUAUUCAAGCUCAUUUCAUGAGAGUU
Drosophila erecta is the source of this 2737-nucleotide messenger RNA. RefSeq names its product integrin beta-nu (gene Itgbn). The record is from RefSeq and is a predicted model, not a curated record. Gene Ontology annotation, molecular function: integrin binding. The coding region runs from base 255 to 2654 and encodes 799 amino acids. Gene Ontology annotation, biological process: cell adhesion mediated by integrin; cell migration; integrin-mediated signaling pathway. Gene Ontology annotation, cellular component: focal adhesion; cell surface; integrin complex. The transcript is spliced from 6 exons. Lineage: Eukaryota; Metazoa; Arthropoda; Insecta; Diptera; Drosophilidae.